AUGUCCGAUGAUUGGAAAGCGAACCUCAAUAUUCCAGCAAAGGACUCCAGACCUCAAACCGAAGAUGUUACAAAGACACAGGGUAAAUCAUUUGAAGAAUUCGGGUUGAAAAGGGAACUUUUAAUGGGUAUUUUUGAGGCUGGUUUUGAAAAACCUUCUCCUAUUCAAGAAGAAUCUAUUCCUAUGGCCCUCGCUGGCAGAGAUAUAUUGGCCAGAGCCAAGAACGGAACCGGUAAGACAGCGUCGUUUAUCAUUCCGGCAUUACAGCAAGUGAAAACAAAAUUAAAUAAAAUCCAAGUGUUGAUCUUGGUGCCCACAAGAGAGCUUGCUUUGCAAACUUCUCAGGUGGUGAAAACUUUAGGCAAACACUUGAAACUCCAAUGCAUGGUUACUACUGGUGGUACCUUGUUAAGAGACGAUGUUAUGAGAUUGGACGAGCCGGUCCAUAUUUUAGUCGGUACUCCCGGUAGAGUGUUAGAUUUGGCUGCGCGGUCCAUUGCUGACUUCUCAGAAUGCCCGAUGUUUGUGAUGGACGAAGCAGAUAAAAUGUUAUCCAGAGAAUUCAAAGGAAUCAUCGAGCAGAUCUUGGAAUUUUUCCCCAAGAACAGACAAUCGUUAUUGUUCUCUGCUACUUUCCCUCUUGCAGUCAAGUCGUUUAUGGAUAAGCAUUUGAACAAACCUUACGAAAUCAACUUAAUGGACGAACUUACCUUACGGGGUAUUUCGCAAUUUUACGCUUUUGUCGAAGAAAAACAAAAGCUUCACUGUCUCAACACGUUGUUCAGUAAACUCAAGAUUAAUCAGGCGAUCAUCUUUUGCAAUUCGACCAACAGAGUUGAAUUGCUCGCCAAAAAGAUCACCGAAUUGGGCUACUCUUGUUACUACUCUCACGCAAAGAUGCCUCAACAAGCAAGAAACAAGGUUUUCCAUGAGUUUAGACAAGGAUCGGUUCGUACCUUGGUAUGUUCUGAUUUGUUGACUAGAGGUAUUGAUAUCCAAGCAGUCAAUGUCGUCAUCAACUUUGACUUUCCCAAAACCGCCGAAACUUACUUGCACAGAAUCGGUCGGUCCGGUAGAUUUGGCCACUUGGGUUUGGCAAUCAAUUUCAUCCACUGGGAUGACCGGAAAAGUUUAUUCAAUAUAGAAACCGAGUUGGGCACCGAGAUCAAACCAAUUCCCAGCGACAUCGACCGAAGUUUGUACGUUACUGAAGACGAGGCGUCGAUACCCCGUCCGUUCAAGAUCGACGAGUUACCUAAGGGAAACGAACAUAGUCGGAAAAGAAAUGGAUACGAAUACAGAGGUCAACCUACCUCGCAAGGAUUUCCUCAACAACCUCCUCAGGCUAAUACAGGCUACAAUCAGGUGCCACAGGGCUCACCACAGGCCCAGGGCUUACAAGGAUCUCCUCAGGGUUUACAAGGGUCUCCCCAAGGAAUUCCUCAAGGGUCUCCUCAAGGUAUUCCACAGGGCAUUCCACAAGGGCUUCCACAAGGAGUUCCACAAUUUCCCCAAGGUUAUCCCCAGGGCAUUCCUCCCCAAGGUCCCCAAGCUUACCAGAAUUACCAAAUUCCCCCUCAACAGGUACCUGCUCAAUUCAAUGGCCAUAGUCAGUACAGCCAGUACCAGUCACAACCGUUUUGA
Meyerozyma guilliermondii ATCC 6260 is the source of this 1644-nucleotide messenger RNA. RefSeq names its product DExD/H-box ATP-dependent RNA helicase (gene DHH1). NCBI's taxonomy places the organism in Eukaryota, Fungi, Ascomycota, Pichiomycetes, Serinales, Debaryomycetaceae. The record is from RefSeq and is a predicted model, not a curated record. Gene Ontology annotation, cellular component: P-body; cytoplasmic stress granule. Gene Ontology annotation, molecular function: ATP binding; RNA helicase activity; mRNA binding. Gene Ontology annotation, biological process: P-body assembly; cytoplasmic stress granule assembly. The coding region runs from base 1 to 1644 and encodes 547 amino acids. The transcript has a single exon.